CUCUCUCUCUCCGAACUUUAAAAAGGAGUAAAACCACCCGUAGCCAGCCCUUCUUGUUCUCACGGACACUCCGGUGUUCUGUACCCCUCUCUCGCCCCAACUUCGCCGCCAUACUUUCUUCUGAAAGGGUUUCUAACUGUGAAGAUUUGCUUUCCUCCGUUUGGUUUCCCUGAAAUGCGGAGAAGAUGAAAUUGAAACCUUUUCAGUCCGUGAGAAUAUUUUUCUUUUUAAUGAAGCAGUCGUAAAGAGGGACUGGAACUUGUUGAAGCUGUGGGGAUCAUUGGCUGAAAAGUUGCUUGACAGUGAAAAUUGACGAUUCUGUCUUGGGGUUACAGUGAUAUUCACUUAACACGGCCUUAAAGUUCUCAAGGUUUCAGGAGCUGACAUUUAUGUAACUUUUCCUGUUUGGUUGUCCAGCUGAACAUACUCUAUGCUCUAUUAGAGCAAAGGUAGUAUUUUAUUGUGGGCAAGAUGAGCAGAUCUAUUCGAGUAAAAGAAAAGCAUGAAAGAAGUAGCGCACAUUCCCUACAUGAUCGUGAUGAAGGAAGUGCUGCGCGGACAAGGCCUUUCAGCUUUGAAGAGAUUAUGCUUAGAAGGGAAAACAAAAAAUCGUCUGAAAGCUUGAAAGAGGAGGCCAUCAAAGUGGGAAACAUAUCAAAGGAAGGAAUUAUUGAGAAUGUUUCUGAUCAAUUUGAAUCUGAAAAGGGUAAAAAAUACAAUAGAAGCUCUUCCCCUAUUGUCGAAAAGCAUGCCUCAGAGAAAUCACUGAAAAUGAGUUCCAGAAAGAAAGAAGAGAAUCUCUUCAUGAAGAAAGAUGCCUUAUUUAAGGGAAAGAACAGAGAAAGUCAUGAGUUGGAUCGAAAGUUGAAGGAUAAACAGAACAAAGAUAUGAAUUACAAAGCUAAACUAGGAAGAAACGGCAAACAACAUGGUAGGAGAAAAGAUGAAGAGUGGUUUGCCAGUGAUGCUGCAAAUGAGGCUGAAAAGAAGCAUUCAAGAGAUUUGGUCACUAGGGAGAGGCAUGCAGAUAGAAUAAGAGGAGACUCUGAAAGAGGAAACAAGCGAAAAUACAGAAAUGGAGAUGACGAGAAAAGUAGAGACAGGAAUACUGUAAAGAAACAUGAACUUGGAAAACAGCGUGAUUUAGAUGUUUCAGAGAUAAAGGAGAGGAAGGAAUCAUCAAAAUCACAUUAUGAGGAUUCAAGGUCGAAAAGGAGACGUUCAAGGAGUCGAGAACAUGAGGACCGAAGUAGAAGGUCCAUUUCACUAUCACCUAGGGCACACAAGCAUAAAUCCCAUCAUGGUGGGCAGCACAGAGAGUUGUCCUCACAUUCUCUUAAAGAUAGGUCUGGAAGACAAGAUUCUGAAAUUGACAAAAAUAGAGUAUCAAUUAAUGGUUCAAGUAGCCAUUAUCAGAGACAUGGUGGAUACACAAGUGGCCUUGGUGGCUAUUCACCAAGGAAGAGAAGAAUUGAGGCUGCCGUUAAGACUUCUUCCCCGUCUGAUCAUUCACCAGAGAAAAAAAGUGCCGGGUGGGAUCUCCCACCUGUGAAAACAGCUGCCCUUUUUUCUGGUCCAGUUCCAUCGUAUUUUCAGUUAUUAAACCAGGCUGUGGCCUCAACUGUAAAUGACACAGCCAAUGCUUUUUCUGUUGCUUCAACUACAAUGAAGUCUCUUUCUGGGGUGGCAAACACAUUUGCAACAAGGACGAAUGCCUCCAUAGACUCUGUCCAACUAACUCAGGCUACCCGGCCUAUGAGAAGGCUUUAUGUUGAAAAUAUACCAUCUUCAGCCUCUGAAAAAGAUGUAAUGGAAUGCUUCAAUAAUUUGUUGAUGUCUUCUGGUAUUAGCCGUAACCACCCAUGUUUCAAUUGUACUAUAAACAAGGGCCAGGCUCUUGUUGAAUUUCUUACACCUGAGGAUGCCUCUGCAGCCCUUUCUUUUGAUGGCAAUUCCUUCUUUGGCUCCAUUCUAAAAAUUAGACGGCCCAAAGACUUCAUUGAAGUGGCAACUGGUGAUCUGGAGAAAUCAGUGGCUGCAGUUGAUACAAUCAGUGACAGGGUCGAGGAUUCACCUAACAAGAUAUUCAUUGGUGGAAUUUCAAAGUAUAUUUCAUCAAAAAUGCUUAUGGAGGUUGUUAGUGUCUUUGGACCUUUGAAGGCCUACCACUUCGAGGUCAAUAAAGAACUCAGUGAACCAUGUGCUUUUCUUGAGUAUGUAGACCAAUCAGUUACUCACAAAGCUUGUGCUGGUUUGAAUGGUAUGAAGUUGGGAGGGCAAGUAUUAACUGUAAUGCAAGCUAUGCCUGGUGCAUCACUCUUGGAAAAUGAUGGAUAUUCUCCGUGCUAUGGGAUCCCUGAGCAUGCAAGGUCACUUCUCAAACAGCCCACAGUAGUCCUAAAGCUUAAAAAUGUGUUCGAUCCUGAGGCUUUGUUAUCACUGUCCGAUCCAGAUGUGGAAGAAGUUUUGGAAGAUAUUCGGUUGGAGUGUGCAAGAUUCGGCACUGUUAAAGGUGUUAAUUUUGUCAAGAACGGCAACAGUCACAUCACCACCUUAGACGGAUUCGAAGUUAUAGAGGUUAGGGAAUCUGCUGGAGCCUUGCAAGAUUCAUUGUGCAAUGACAGAAGAGAAGAAACAAACACCUCAAGAAAAGAUGUUGACCAUGAGCCCAGGCAAAUUAGUGAGUUAGAUGUUCCGAGUGAUAUCAAAGAAAUUAAAGAUGUUGUGAAAUCGAAUUGCUUUGGUGAUGAUAAACCUACUGAUGAUAUUGGAGAGGACACGUACCAAAAGGUUCAGCUCGAUAAUAACAUGGUAGCUGAAGACCUAGGCUGUAAGAACAUUUCAGAUAGCAUCCCUACAGAACUCCCCGUCCAGCUGAACGGUCAGGUUGAUCCAUUGGAUUUUCAUGAUGAAAAUGUUGGUGAAAUUAUUCAAGUGAAAGACAUUAGUUUGGAUAGAAAAUUCAAGGCUGAAGAUCAUUCGACUUUGGAGGGCACUGACGGUAAGUUACAGGAGGCUUCUGCUGAAUUGGAUUGUAGCCUGGUUAUGGAAGCAGGUGCUAUGGAGAGGGGUGGCAUUGAGGAACUGGAUUAUGAUCUUGGACAUGUAUUUGAGCCAUGGUGUGUUUUUGUGGAGUACGGAAGAACAGAAGCCGCUUGCAUGGCAGCGCAUUGUUUACAUGGACGGCUUUUUGAUAACCGAGUUGUGGCAGUGGAGUACAUUGCUCUUGAUCUCUAUAGGUCAAGAUUUCCAAAGUGAAGUCGCUUGGAUGGUUACACUACUGGUUACAGUUUCCAGUGCAUUGAGAACAGUAAAGGAUAAAUUUGAAAAAUGGGUCCUCAGCACGUUUGGUUGUGUUUCGUUUGGGAGGAUGAACUCAACAGUUGGUUUUGGUUUCGAAACCUCGGAGGCAAUUACUUGUUUCUAAAAUUUUGAUCUGCCCCAAACGGCCAAAUCCAGGCGUAUUUUGGAAUGCCAAUUAAGUGGGAACUGGUUGUCAAUUUGCUAAAAUCAUACGGAAAUGGUUCAUAUUGGCUGUGUCUGGUGGGGGUGCUUGGCUUUUAACUAGUAACUAGUUGCUGGUUCCUCCCUCCUCUGAGAUGAUUUACAUUCUGAAUGUCACGUCUAGACUGUUGUUAUUAGUAGAGGAUGAUGAUGAUGGGAUAGAUAAGGGCUACUGCUGAUGUGAUGUAAUUAGUUAUUAGGUGUUGCUUACUCCACUGGCUGUAUUAACUUCAUUCCGUGGAGGGAUUUUUCCCCAUAUUUAAAUUUGUAUAACCAUACACUUAUCGAUUGAUGUAGGCGGCGGCUUGAUUUGAGACCCAAGCCUACCGCCGCCGCUGCUUCUCCAGAAACAUACAAUCACGAUGAAUUUUUUCUUUU
This is a messenger RNA of Juglans regia (Persian walnut), 3882 nucleotides long. Its product is annotated as splicing factor U2af large subunit B. The transcript is spliced from 11 exons. Bases 472 to 3258 code for a protein of 928 amino acids. Gene Ontology annotation, cellular component: U2-type prespliceosome; U2AF complex; commitment complex. Gene Ontology annotation, molecular function: poly-pyrimidine tract binding; pre-mRNA 3'-splice site binding. The record is from RefSeq and is a predicted model, not a curated record. NCBI's taxonomy places the organism in Eukaryota, Viridiplantae, Streptophyta, Magnoliopsida, Fagales, Juglandaceae.